Molecule: messenger RNA, 2194 nt
Organism: Globicephala melas (long-finned pilot whale)
Lineage: Eukaryota; Metazoa; Chordata; Mammalia; Artiodactyla; Delphinidae
Gene: SS18L2
Product: SS18 like 2
Source: RefSeq, a predicted model, not a curated record
AGGACUGCGACCCGAAUUUAGAUGGGGCGUGUGUGGGGCGCGCCUCCCAACUUUCCUCACAUCUGUUGGCUCUCACCCGCGGGGAUUUGAGUUCCAAGCCUGUACUUCCCACGUCCGGAGGGUUUGGCUUGGCAGAAGGCAAUGCCCAGGGUUCAGGCUCCAGACGCAGGCCUGGAGGCACCAGAGUGGUGUUGAAAGAGGUGUGGAUUUGGAGCCAGAUAUCCAUAUUCCAGCCUUGAUAAGGCGCUGCCGCAGACAAGCAGGGCCCAAAGCCUAAAAGGCAAGGAGCUGACGCCGGGCCCCGCCCCUGGUGGCUAGCUUGCGCAAACUCAAAAGAUCCACAAACAGCACCGAAGCCCCAGGGGCAGAGUCGGAGGAGGACGCUGAGAAUCGCUCUUGCGCGCCCAAUCACAAAUGACGUUCCGCCUGUUCCCCGCCCGCUAGGUGGGAGGACCCAAUCAACGUCGAGAGCGUAUGCUCACUUAUCUUGGGUCCUUGCUGCGGCUGUAGGGCGUCUAGGGCUGCUGGUCAGCUCUGGUCUAGACGCGCAGGGGUCUGCAAGCGUGAGGCAGCCUUCCAACCUGGCUUCCCGGGAUGUCGGUGGCCUUCGUGCCGGACUGGCUGAGAGGCAAGGCGGAAGUCAAUCAGGAGACGAUCCAGCGGCUCCUCGAGGAGAAUGAUCAGUUGAUCCGCUGUAUUGUGGAAUAUCAGAACAAAGGCCGGGCGAAUGAAUGCGUCCAGUACCAGCAUGUGUUACACAGAAAUCUCAUUUAUUUGGCCACCAUCGCAGACGCCAACCCAACCAGUGCUUCAAAAGCAAUGGAAUAAUCUUCCAGUUGGCUGUUGUGAGGAGUAAUCAAAUGUAAUCUAUUUCCUAGGAAAUAGAGGUAGGAUUCUUACCCACUCACCUGCUUUGAAGGUGAAUGGAACCUCUGUAGCUCUUUUAAAAAUGUGAAAAUGCAAAGAAAGCUACUAAAUUAACCGUAUUCUCAGAGAGAAUAUUUAUUUUAAUAAUUAAGCGGAUUCGCUCAAUUAAGUUGACUCCAGGUGUCCUCCUUCCUGAAAUAAGUGUGUUCGGACAUCAGGGGCAUCUUCGAGUCUACCUUUUCAGUUUCAACGUGAAGAGGAAACUGAGCAGGUAUUGGGCGAGACUCCCGACUGAGACCCUGCCAAUGGACAUGUAACUGUGUGUGCCCUCCUACCAGUUUGUGGUUGUGGACCCCCUGACUGCUCUUUUCAGGUUGCUUUGAAAUAAAGCUUGCCUUUCCACAAAAGACUGAUAUUGAGGUAUAGCAAUUUUCAUGUAAUAAGUCUUCCAUUUGGUUUUUGAGAAAAAGUGUAAAGACUUAAAAAUAUAUGUAACAACACCAUUAUCAUUGCUAACACAAUUAAUAGUUAUUCUUAAUUAUUAUCUAACAUCAUCUAAUAGAAGAUGUGAUAGGGGAGGAAGAGUAUCUUUUUCUUUCUAUCCUUUCAAGGUUCUUGGCUAGGUCUCUGUAACAAAAGACAGAUUAAUAAAAGCAUACAAAUUUAUUUAAUAUAAGUUUUAUAUGACAUGGGAGCCUUCAUAAGGAAAUGAAGACCCAAAGAAGCAGUUAAACCCGAGCAUUUUUAUAGUAAGUUUGAUGAAAAGUAGAAAGUCAUGGAAAAAUGUGAUAGGACAUAAGGUUAUGAGCUAGGUGUAGUAAACUGGAGGGAACUUAGUAAGGCCUUUUCAAAAUCUGUGUCCCUCUGGAUGUAGGGAGGACACUUCUAAUAUGAGGGUCUCAUGACCUCUUUCAUGGGAGAAGGUCUGAGAGUCCUUCCAGCAUCUGCCAUUUCUCAGAUUCCUUCAGCUUGAAAUAUUCAAUAUGCCAAGGUACCAUAUUUUGGAGUAGCAUGCCCUGAAUUCCACGAUGUUCAAUUUUCUUUUGUUCCCACAAAAUGUGUUUUUGUUGAUGUGUCUGAAUCAGGAUCCAAACAAGAUUUACACCCUGCAUUUUGUUGAUGUCCCUUAAGUCUCUAAAAAUACUUAACAGUUCCCUUUUCUUUUCUUUGCCAUUUGUUGGAAAAACUAGCUCAUUUGCUCUAAAAUUUUUCACAUUUCUGUUGUAUCCCUGUGGUGUCAUUAUAUCUGUCCCACUAAUCGCCCACUUUUCCUAUAAACUGGUAGAGGCUCAUUCAGACUCAGGUUCUAAUAUUUUUGGCAAGAAUA